Molecule: messenger RNA, 1889 nt
Organism: Brachypodium distachyon (stiff brome)
Lineage: Eukaryota; Viridiplantae; Streptophyta; Magnoliopsida; Poales; Poaceae
Product: chaperone protein dnaJ 10
Exons: 10
Coding region: 162-1349 (395 amino acids)
Source: RefSeq, a predicted model, not a curated record
CCCCCCCCCCAUCGCCGGCGAAUCCGCCUCCGUUCACCAGCGGUCGCGCAGCGAGCGAGCGGGGAGACAGUCGGGCGGCGGAUCCGCGCCCACCCCACCCGGAACCGAACCGGGGAGGGGAGAUCGAGGCUUCUGCCUCUGCUCGAGGAGAGGCGGCGACCAUGGUGGUGGACACGGCCUACUACGACGUGCUCGGGGUGAGCCCGUCCGCUACCGAGUCCGAGAUCAAGAAAGCCUAUUACAUCAAGGCGAGGCAGGUCCAUCCAGACAAGAACCCCAAUGACCCGGAGGCUGCAGGGAAGUUCCAGGAAUUGGGGGAGGCAUACCAAGUGCUAAGUGACCCUUCACAGCGCAAAGAUUAUGACUCCAAAGGGAAAGCUGGCAUCUCAACGGAUGGAAUAAUUGAUCCAGCAGCCAUUUUCGCGAUGUUAUUUGGUAGUGAACUUUUUGAGGAAUACAUUGGUCAAUUGGCAAUGGCAUCAAUGGCUUCACUUGAUAAUUUUGGUGAAGAUGAACAUAUCGACACAAAAAAGUUGCAAGAGAAAAUGCAGGCUGUUCAAAAGGAAAGAGAAGAGAAACUUGCAGAGAUACUGAAAAAUAGGCUGCACCUUUAUGUUCAAGGAAAUAAACAGGAGUUUGUCCGACUUGCUGAAGCUGAGGUGUCCAAACUUAGCGAUGCAGCAUAUGGACUUGUUAUGUUGAACACUAUUGGUUAUGUAUAUUCAAGACAAGCUGCAAAAGAACUUGGAAAGAAAGCAAUAUAUUUGGGGGUUCCAUUUGUAGCUGAAUGGUUCAGAGACAAAGGCCAUUUUAUCAAAUCCCAAGUAACAGCUGCAGCAGGUGCAAUAGCUCUUAUGCAACUGCAAGAAGAUUUGAAAAAGCAGCUGGGUGCUGAGGGCCAGACCACGGAGGAAGAACUCGAGAUGUACAUGCAGAACCACAAAAAAGUUAUGGUUGAUUCCUUGUGGAAGCUUAAUGUUGCUGACAUAGAAGCCACCAUAUCACAUGUCUGCCAGAUGGUGCUUCAAGAUGGUACUGCCAAGAAGGAAGACCUGCGUCUUCGUGCCAAAGGAUUGAAAACUUUAGGCAAAAUUUUCCAGGGGGUUAAGCUCAACAACGGUGAGGGGGAAGUGUCGCAAAUGAGGAAUAUAGAUAACACCGAUGACAAUGACGGUAGCUCCCCUGACUCGUCACCCAGAAGGGAGCCAUCAUACAAUCCUGCCAUCCCUAACCCUCCUCUUACCCAGAGUCCAUAUGUGGAGGCCCCUCAGUUCGGUGGAACCUAUUGUUCAUUCAACUUCCCAAUGCCGACGGCUCCACCUGGCGCGCAAAGGGAUCCGAUGCCUUGAUAGUUAAAACCAGAUGUAAACUUGCGUACCAUCAUUUCAUGUAAUAUCGCUUGUGCGGUACCAGAUCGUUUGCACAGUGCAUCAUUUGUACCUGUGGUAGGAGAGGAAAACGGGGGAGCCAGUCGGAUAUCCUUACUAUUCCUUCGGUUGUGUAGCAGCCAUGUAUUGUGUACAGUUGUGUUAACUGUGCUGUUGCAGCAGCAGUAGGUCAGCAUUGUUGUACAUGAUUCCGUGUUGUUUUUCUGAGCCAAGGUGAGUUCAUGGAAGCUGAAGCUCUGACGGUGACUGGUUUAACAACAGGUAUGUACUCCUGUUGCUGCUGGCUGGUAUUUCCUGGCGAUGAAACACGUUGCAGGAUGCAGUCCUAGUAGAUAAAGAAUUUGAGGUCCUGCUUAGAAAGUUAGAAUGCAGGAAUUGGGAUACCUGCUUAGAAUUUGAAAUCGCAGGAACAUGCCUUCUUUAAUCUUAUAGGAUGUGAAGCUAGAGGAAUUUGCAUAAAAUGGUGUUUGGUUACACCAUAGGAACUCAUUUUUUCUUCAA